AUGCGGAAAAAGACGCGUUUCGUCUGCGUCUCUGAUACACACGGAUAUACACCCUCCGAAGCCGGCUUCAAACUACCCUCAGGGGAUGUCUUGAUUCAUGCCGGCGACCUGACAAACAAUGGAAGCCUAAAAGAGCUCCGCAGGACAAUGGAUUGGAUCUGCAAGGCCGACUUUGAAAUUAAGAUCUUAGUCGGUGGCAACCACGAUGUCACCUUAGACCCAAUAUUUUACGGAGAUCAUGGACAAAGCUUCCACGGCCAGUUUCUCGAAGAUUCACAUCACUGCCUAAAAUUGAUCACGGAGUCGCCUUCGGUCGUCUUACUUCGCCAUGAGCCCGCCUUGAUUCGUUUGACGCGAGCAGACGGACCAAACACAGUAUUCAAAAUCUUUGGGUCCCCGUACUCGCCAUCACAGGGAAACUGGGCCUUUGGAUACGAAUCAAAUGAUGCUGCUACGCUGUGGAGUCAGAUACCAAUCGACACGGACAUCCUCGUCACGCAUACGCCACCACGGUCUCACUGCGACCAGAAACCUAAUGGAAUAUUCGUGGGGUGCGCUGCACUUCGUAGUGCAUUGAGCCUCAUCAGGCCGCAUUUAGCUGUUUGUGGCCAUGUGCAUGAAGGACGAGGGUACGAACGAGUUUACUGGCAAGGCAAACCUAUCAAGACAGAAACAGAAACACAACCAGAAGCUGAUUCAGUUGACCAUGUCACUCGAGGCGUUCUGCCACCCAUGGGAAGUAAGAAACAGAGCCUUGUUGAUUUGACUGGCAAACGGGAUAAACGACUAGACAACGAGGGAUUUUCAUAUCCUGGGCAAAGACAGCAUGAUUUAGCGGAGACACAACCGAUGUCAUCAGCCUCACCAGGGUCAGAGUCAUCUGUUGGAGUUCUUGAAAAGGCAAGUCCACGAAACUCGCCGAGCGCUCAUCUGCCCCUGGGUGCGGGGGGCAAACGGUUCAAUUCGCCGAUUGUGGUCGAUCUUGAACUUCCCGUGUGGCAGGAUGACCACGCGGUUGCGAAUGGAUGA
Penicillium coprophilum is the source of this 1029-nucleotide messenger RNA. RefSeq names its product metallophosphatase domain-containing protein. Lineage: Eukaryota; Fungi; Ascomycota; Eurotiomycetes; Eurotiales; Aspergillaceae. The transcript has 3 exons. Gene Ontology annotation, molecular function: hydrolase activity. The record is from RefSeq and is a predicted model, not a curated record. The coding region runs from base 1 to 1029 and encodes 342 amino acids.